AUGAUGGCUUCGGAUCCAAAACUGAAGGCUGAGAUCGGACCCGAUGGUCUUGCAAGAGAAGCUCCAGUUAUUGCUUACACAGAGAAGAUAAUCGAGGAAGAGCAACUUCAGUUGAGGAAAUACAUUGAGGAGAACUAUUCAAAAAUUAGGGAUGUCGAAAGGGAAUUUGGAAACCUCACUAUGGAAAUGAAACUCACCGCUGGACCUAAGAAAGCAGCACUUGAACACUUACGAAAGAAAAUUGAAGCCUGUACUGAAAAGAUCCAUGCUGCAAAGCUGAGAGAAGAUGAAGUGCGAAAGGCAUUUGAAGCAGCAUCAAAAGUUGUGAUGGAGGAAGAAGCAAUAAAGCAGAGGCUUUGCGAAGAUUUAAACAGUCUGGUACAAGAAAGCAGCAAUACGCAGUACGCCAGACUUGAGGAAUUGAAAAGAAGACUAGAAGCGCUUAAUCCAAAUAGAUCAUCUACUUCUAUUCAGCAAGUCCAUGAACCGGAGACUAAAUCUGUAGUAGGCAGCUCACCAGCACUGAAUGGUAAUCAGACCCAUCCGGAAAAUAACCACGGGAAGGAGGAGGGAGGUAAAGAACAUGGACAGAGGCCAGGAACAGCUGAAGGAGAAUCAAAAGCGAAAAAGAAACUGCAGAAUCAAGGAAGGGGAAGAGGAAUUGGAACCAUAAUCAAAGGCAGAGGAGGUUGGACUGGUGCUGGAUUCGAUGUGGAUGGUAGAACUUGA
Molecule: messenger RNA, 729 nt
Organism: Arabis nemorensis
Lineage: Eukaryota; Viridiplantae; Streptophyta; Magnoliopsida; Brassicales; Brassicaceae
Source: the annotation of a GenBank genome assembly